UAAGCCUAUAAGUUGCAUUUAAUUUACAGCCUCGUACGUGUGAAGUGAAGAAUAAUCUUGUGAAUCGCGUAAGCUCUCUCAACUCAACUGGAUCCGGGUCACAACCGUCUUGAAAUUAAGACCAACUGGGUCAUUGAUCACAAUCUCAAUUGGUAGCACAACAUCAAGGGAAAGUGAAAAAGAAAGGUAUAUUUGAUCAGGGAUAUGGCAACUCGAAGAUAUGAGUUUGGAAGGAUGAAUGAGGCUAGCCACCCAGACUCCAUCAGAGCUGCCUUGGCUGAAUUCCUCUCCACUUGCAUCUUUGUCUUUGCUGGAGAAGGCUCUGCCCUUGCUUUGCGACAAAUUUACAAGGAACCAGGGUCAUCAGCGGGUGAGCUAGUGGUAAUUGCACUAGCUCAUGCAUUUGCUCUAUUUGCUGCUAUUUCUGCUAGCAUGCAUGUGUCUGGUGGACACGUCAACCCUGCCGUCACUUUUGGCGCUCUUCUUGGUGGAAGGAUCUCCGUCCUUAGAGCAGUUUACUAUUGGGUUGCUCAACUUCUAGGUUCUAUAGUGGCUGCUCUCUUGUUGAGGCUUGUCACUAACAACAUGAGACCACAGGGGUUCAGUGUGUCAAUCGGGCUUGGAGCGUUCCACGGUCUUGUACUUGAGAUUGCUCUCACAUUUGGUCUGAUGUACACAGUCUAUGCAACUGCUAUUGAUCCUAAAAGGGGUAGCAUUGGCUCAAUUGCACCCUUAGCCAUUGGAUUCGUUGUUGGGGCAAACAUCCUUGCUGGUGGGCCGUUUGAUGGAGCAUGCAUGAACCCUGCUCGGGCUUUUGGGCCUGCCAUGGUGGGCUGGAGAUGGCACUACCACUGGAUCUUCUGGGUGGGCCCAUUCAUUGGAGCUGCCCUUGCAGCACUCCUGUAUGAAUACGUUAUGGUCCCAAAUGAGCCUCCUCAUCACCAACCUUUGGCUGCUGAAGAUUACUAGUUAAUUUGGGUAUUAUGAAAUGUACCUAUGCCUAUGUUUGUGUGUUUUUCUUUUCUCUUGUCGUUAUCUGAAUUCAUGUAUGCAAUUUCCUUGAUGCUGGUUUGGAGUAUCAACACUAAAAACUUGUUAAGUGUGUAUGUAGAUGUAGUCCUCGAUGAUGAAUAAAGUGUGACCCCUACCCUUCUUCAUCA
Messenger RNA from Glycine soja, 1160 nucleotides. Its product is annotated as probable aquaporin TIP-type alpha. NCBI's taxonomy places the organism in Eukaryota, Viridiplantae, Streptophyta, Magnoliopsida, Fabales, Fabaceae. Gene Ontology annotation, biological process: water transport; transmembrane transport. Gene Ontology annotation, cellular component: membrane. The coding region runs from base 205 to 969 and encodes 254 amino acids. The record is from RefSeq and is a predicted model, not a curated record. The transcript is spliced from 3 exons. Gene Ontology annotation, molecular function: water channel activity.